AUGAAAGAAUUUGCUAGUAUAAGGGAGAUUGUGACUGAUAAACUAAGUUUAUAUUGCAAUAGGUCUAGUUUUAACUCAUCUUCCGUCAAAUCUCUCAGUAACAAAUAUGAGGAUGGAGAAGCAACCGAACUUACAAUAUCUCUGAAUGAAGGGGACUCUAUUUUGGAUUGCUGUCGCUUAUCAGUCAACGAUAAAGGUACGUUGAUCGACAACAAGGGUCGAGCAUUUGUCUUGAAAGGAAUUAAUUUGGAUGCAUCCCUGAAAUUACCAACUACCCCAGAUAUGCCUCUGUAUAUGGGGAGCGUGAACAACGACGAUAAUAUAUUUUUUGAUGGAGACAAUGUGAGCUUCUCAGGUCGCCCAUUUCCAUUAAAGGAUGCUGAUAUCCAUUUUCAAAGAAUAAAGUCAUGGGGCUACAAUACAAUCAGAUAUAUUAUUACGUGGGAGGCUAUAGAGCAUUCGGGACCAGGCAUAUACGAUGAGGAUUUUAUUGAUUACACCAUACAAAUUUUGAAGGUGAUAAAUCAUGUUGGUGGGUUGUAUAUUUUCUUUGACAUACAUCAAGACGUUUGGUCUAGAUUUUGUGGUGGUAGUGGAGCUCCAAUGUGGACUCUUUAUGCUGCAGGGUUAGAACCUAAAAGAUUCGCAUGUACUGAGGCUGCUAUCUUUCAUAAUGAUGAAAGGUUCCAAAAAGGUACUGAAAAGUAUCCAAAGAUGAUCUGGACUACCAAUUAUAAACGGUUGGCAACCAUGACUAUGUUUACAUUGUUUUUUGCUGGCAAAAACUAUUUUCCAAACUUGAUCUUGAAUGGCAAAAAUAUUCAAGAUUACUUGCAGGACCAUUACUUUGGAAGUAUGUCGUUUUUUUGGGAGGCUGUGAAAAAAGGAGUUCCAGAAAUGUUUGAAAAUGGAUCCAUUAUUGGGUUUGAGCUGUUAAAUGAACCAAAUCAUGGACUUAUGGGUCACGAGAACCUAGAUAUAGUCCCUCCUUGUCAACAUCUCCGUGUGGGUAGUACACCAUCUGCCUUUCAGACAAUGAAGCUAGGCAUGGGCUUCCCUUGUAUGGUUGAUGUUUAUAAAAUUUCGAUAACUGGUCCCCAGAAGUACGGUUCUAAGCUAGUUGAUCCACAAGGGCGAAUGGCGUGGCUCUCUCCAGAGGAAGCUUUGAUCUUAGAUAAAAAAUAUAAUUGGGUCAGAGGCUCUAAAUGGAUCAUAGGUAAAUGCAUCUUUGCUCAACAGAAUAUAUGGGCAUGGAAAAACAACAUUGAUUUCGACAAGAUGGGUGAAUUGACUAUCAAUGAACGUUUAUCCUUAUCUGACAAGGGAUGCAAAUUGUUACGGCCCAGUUAUUUCAGCGAAGUAUCUCCUGGUACAACGUUCCCCUCUUUGAAUGGCGAUUCGCCGAAAAUCAUUGACACAGAAUACUUCAUCAAUAAUAACUUUGUCGAAUUUUAUUUAAAACACAAGAGAUGUAUUAGAAGUAUUUCUCCAGAGUCAUUCGUGUUUAUUCAACCUCCUGUUUUGGAGGUGCCACCAAAGUUAAAGGAUGAUAAAAGAAAAAUAGUGGACUCAAGGACGAUAUACAGCCCACACUAUUAUGACGGAAUGUCAUUAAUGUUUAAAACAUGGAACACGAAAUACAAUGUCGAUACGUUGGGAAUAAUGCGAGGUCGCUAUUACAAUCCAAUUCUUGGUAUAGUAUUUGGCGAAAGAGCAAUUCGAAACUGCAUUAAAAAGCAGUUCAAUGAAAUGAAAGGAGAAUGCCAUGAGUAUUUAGGAAAAAUACCGAUAUUGAUGUCUGAAACUGGGAUGCCAUUCGAUAUGGAUCGUAAACGGGCAUACGAAGAUGGCAAAUUUCAAUCUCAGACAGCUGCUUUAGAUGCAAUCUCUUUCGCAUUGGAAGGCCUGAAUAUGUCUCAUACAUACUGGUGCUAUUCAAGUAUUAAUUGUCAUAAGUGGGGUGACCGUUGGAAUAACGAGGAUUUUUCAUUUUGGUCUCCAGAUGACCGCCAUUUUCAAAGUACUGAUGAGUCCACAAUAUCUCGUAGCUUGAUUCCAAAAAGAUCUAGGGAAUCCCAAAGAGGCUUUGAUAGCUUGUCGACGCUUAAAAAUUCAAGAAAGAUGGGGGACAAAUUUUCUUCUCAGUCCUUUGAAAGCUUGAUUGCAGGACAUUCAGAAGAAGAAGAGUUAGAUACACAUUCAGUAGUUUCAUCAUCCUUAGUAACAUUGUCUAAUGAGAGCAUAAACUCUAAACAAUGCAAGAAAUGUUAUCCAUCGCCUGAUGGAGUAAGGGCGGUAAAUGCAGUCAUCCGUCCGUAUGUUGUGGCUGCUUGCGGAGAAAUUGUUUUGCUGGAGUUUGAUUUAAAAUCAGUAAAAUUUUCUCUCACCAUUAAAGUUGAUGGUAAAAAAAAGGAACUCAUGACCUCACCAACUGUGAUAUUUGUACCCAAAUGGCACUUUCCCCUAUUGAAUUGCAAAGACAUAUACUUGAGCAGUGGUUAUGUGAAAUAUAACGACAAGCUAGAAUACUUGGAAUGGUUCCAUGAUGAAGAUACGAGGAUGAAAGAUGCUGCUUUGGAUACAUCAAACUUCAUCAGCUCGCCUGUCGACGAAACAAUAAUAAUAAAGAACAAUAGUGGAUCAUUACCGCUAAAAGAAAAAGAACAGGGCAUGUUUCCUUGUUCUGGUGACCUUGAGUGUCCUGUCACUUAG
Messenger RNA from Priceomyces carsonii, 2712 nucleotides. RefSeq names its product hydrolase. NCBI's taxonomy places the organism in Eukaryota, Fungi, Ascomycota, Pichiomycetes, Serinales, Debaryomycetaceae. The record is from RefSeq and is a predicted model, not a curated record. Gene Ontology annotation, molecular function: steryl-beta-glucosidase activity. Bases 1 to 2712 code for a protein of 903 amino acids. Gene Ontology annotation, biological process: ergosteryl 3-beta-D-glucoside catabolic process. The transcript has a single exon.